This is a messenger RNA of Calidris pugnax (ruff), 1322 nucleotides long. RefSeq names its product Down syndrome critical region 3 (gene VPS26C). Gene Ontology annotation, cellular component: endosome. The coding region runs from base 50 to 943 and encodes 297 amino acids. Gene Ontology annotation, biological process: intracellular protein transport. NCBI's taxonomy places the organism in Eukaryota, Metazoa, Chordata, Aves, Charadriiformes, Scolopacidae. The record is from RefSeq and is a predicted model, not a curated record. The transcript has 8 exons.
GGGGGGGGGCGCUGGCCGCCGCCACGUGACGGCGCGCGCGGCAGCCGCCAUGGGGACGGCGCUGGACAUCAAGAUCAAGCGGGCCAACAAGGUGUACCGCUGCGGGGAAAUACUUUCUGGAGUCGUGGUCAUAACAAGUAAGGACACAGUCCAGCACCAAGGUAUCUCGUUAACAAUGGAAGGAUCAGUGAAUCUGCAGCUUAGUGCUAAAAGUGUGGGUGUGUUCGAAGCUUUCUAUAACUCUGUCAAGCCUAUUCAAAUUAUUAACAGCACUAUUGAAAUGGUAAAACCAGGAAAACUUCCCAGUGGCAAGACAGAAAUUCCAUUUGAAUUUCCAUUGCAUAUGAAGGGGAAUAAAGUUCUAUAUGAGACAUAUCACGGUGUCUUUGUUAAUAUUCAGUAUACCCUACGGUGUGAUAUGCGACGUUCUCUGCUGGCAAAAGACCUAACCAAGACUUGUGAAUUCAUAGUCCACUCACUGUCACAGAAAGGGAAACUGACACCAAGCCCAGUAGACUUCACAAUUACUCCUGAAACUUUGCAAAAUGUUAAAGAGAGAGCUUCACUUCCCAAAUUUCUCAUCAGAGGUCACCUCAGUUCUACAAACUGCGUCAUCACGCAGCCCCUAACAGGAGAGCUGGUGGUGGAGAAUGCAGAGGCUGCAGUCAAAAGCAUUGAGCUGCAGUUGGUGCGUGUGGAAACCUGUGGGUGUGCGGAAGGUUACGCCCGGGAUGCCACAGAGAUACAGAAUAUUCAGAUUGCUGAUGGGGAUGUCUGCAGGGGCCUGCCCAUUCCUAUUUACAUGGUGUUCCCCAGGUUGUUCACCUGCCCUACCCUGGAAACAACGAACUUCAAAGUUGAGUUUGAAGUUAACAUUGUUGUUCUUCUGCACGAUGAUCAUCUCAUCACAGAGAACUUCCCGCUGAAGCUCUGCAGGAUGUAAACAGCCAGAAGAGAAUCACUGGAAAAGGACAAAAUUCUUCACAGGCAAAGUGAAGUCUUACCCAUGUCUUAUUUUAACUGAAAACACAUCACUUCUUUCUUCCUGCCGGUAGUUGUGAUUUUGGUUCUCUACCAAUCUUGGUAAGACUUUGCCUGCCUUGCGAUAGCUGACAGGGAUGUAUCUGUCCAGGCAGCCUCAUCAGGUAUCUUUCUGACUGCAACCACCACGUCUUCCCCAACUGUUCUCAGACAAAUCCUGAAGAAAUGAUUCCAUAUUUUUCUACAAGUUGUAGAAAUACGUAGUAAAUUUUUCUCCUUAUUCCAUUUUGUAAUAUUUGUUCCGAAGUCCUUUAAAGACCUCUUAAGCCUAGUAAUUCCUG